Messenger RNA from Antechinus flavipes (yellow-footed antechinus), 6209 nucleotides. It is a transcript of the gene ARHGAP28, whose product is annotated as Rho GTPase activating protein 28. Gene Ontology annotation, cellular component: cytoplasm. The record is from RefSeq and is a predicted model, not a curated record. NCBI's taxonomy places the organism in Eukaryota, Metazoa, Chordata, Mammalia, Dasyuromorphia, Dasyuridae. Bases 689 to 2755 code for a protein of 688 amino acids. Gene Ontology annotation, molecular function: GTPase activator activity. Gene Ontology annotation, biological process: signal transduction; negative regulation of stress fiber assembly; regulation of actin filament polymerization. The transcript has 16 exons.
UUUUACUGGUGAGGAAAGGGAGUCACUCGAUCCUCAAGAAAAUCAUGUUUAUUGUAAAUUGACUAAAUCAACAGCAAUAAUCUAGUACUUCAAUUUUUCAUGGAGAGUGGGUGGGAAGGAGAGCGAAGAUAGAGAUGGGGGCCCAUUUUUCUUCCUCUCUUUCCUAGACCACACAUUGUCUUCCAUUCUUGAGCAGGCCCCUCUUUUCUCAUCUGGGGCAAAAACUAAAGAAUGAUUUCAUUACUCUGCCUCCGGGGCUGCCAGGCAGGAAACGCUCCCAGUGCUCGGAUAAGCCUGCCUUUGGAAAAGGGAAAAAAAAAAAAAGGAAAAGGAAAAGAAAAAAAAAAAGGAACAAAGCCAGUAAAACUUGACCAGAGGCGCUAGCUCUGAGCCCAGUAGGAUUACUACAGGUUUCUAGUUUCCUAGAAACAUGGAUCCGACCCCCACAUAGCAGGACUUGUGGGCGGUGUUUUUAAAUAUAUGCUAAUACAGCUGACAGGAGGUGCUGCCCGGGCUCGCUCUCCCCUAGUCUUCCCUGACAGCGAACCGGGAGGGAGAAGCUGGUGGAGACUGGGGCUCCGACGUGCGUGGCCUUGGGCCGCCCAGGGGUCAGCGGAGCCACUAAAGUUCGCCCAUGCUGGCCUUUGCCUUUGUCAUUUGGCGGUAGGGGGGACCUGCGCCUCUGAGAAUGGAGAUCAAGGACUCCGGGAGCGUGGUUCUGACAGCCUACCAUUCUUACGCGCCGUCUAGGAUACCUAGAAUUGAGCCGAGCUUCGUGCCGGAGAUCGCGGCCCCCUCGGCGUCCAGUCACCCCAUCAGCAGCAGAAAAUCUAUCCCUCGCUGCCGAAGAAUUAACAGAAUGCUGUCCAAUGAGUCCCUCCAUCCUCCUACAUUUAGCCGGUCCAACUCCCAAGCCUCCGUAGAUAGUACUUCAAUGGAGGAUUUCUGGUGUGAAGUUGAAAGUAUUAAAGAAAACAGUGAGAGUGGACAGGAAGAACAGAUAGUUACUGAGGUCAAGCCUGCUGAUGAAGGAGAACUUGAAGCAGAGUGGUUGCAAGAUGUUGGUUUAUCAACACUUAUCUCAGGAGCUGAAGAGGAAGAUGGGCAGGCUUUACUCUCCACCUUGACUCGAACCCAGGCAGCUGCAGUCCAAAAGAGAUAUAACACAUAUACUCAAACCAUGAGGAAAAAGAAUAAACACGCAGUGAGGGAUGUCCGAGAUAUCUUUGGAGUUGCUGAAUCUCCCCCUUCAUUUGAACCUGUUCCAGUAUCUCUUGUUCCUGCAAAUGGUGUACAGGUGCCAGGAAAGAAGCCAGUUUGGAAAGCAGUUAAUUCCAACAGUUGUCUUGACUGUGGAUUAGAUAAAGACACUCCAUCAGUAGCAGAAGAAUUAUCCUUUGAGAUAUCUUUCUCAGAGUCCAUCACAGAGAUUCCCAAAGAAAAAGAAGGUCUUAAAUCACAAAGGUUUAAAAAAGAAGAUUCUUCUUUAACUAAAUUCAUUGUUCGAAAAAGCAGAUUUGGUUUAACUGAAGUAGGAGAUCUGUCUGUUGAAGACAUGAAGAAGAUUCGUUAUCUCUCUCUCAUCGAAUUGACAGCCUUUUAUGAUGCUCUGGGGAUUGAACUGAAGAGGGACCGAACAGACAAAGUGAAAGGACGAGAAAAUGGACUUUUUGGUGUUCCACUUAAUGUCCUGUUGGAAAACGAUCAAAAGAAGUUCCCUGGAAUUAAAGUUCCUCUUAUCUUCCAAAAACUUUUGCAGAAACUUGAAGAAACAGGCUUGGAAACAGAAGGAAUUCUUCGAGUUCCAGGAUCUGCAUCCAGAGUCAAGAAUCUCCGGCAAGAACUUGAAAGCAAAUUUUAUGAAGAUACAUUUGAUUGGGACCAAGUCCGCAACAAUGAUGCAGCAGGACUGCUAAAGAUGUUUAUCAGAGAACUCCCCAGCCCUCUCUUUACUGUGGAAUAUCUGCCUGCCUUCAUUGCCUUGGUGGAAAGAAUCUCCAAGAUCAAAUUGCAAUUACAAGCUUUGCACCUUUUGAUCAUGCUUCUGCCUGAUGCCAACAGGGAUACUGCCAAGGCCUUCCUGAUAUUCCUCAAGAAAGUGGUUGCUAAUGAAGGGAAAAACAAAAUGAGUUUGUGGAAUGUUUCCAUGAUUGUUGCACCAAAUCUCUUCAUCUACAAAGGCAAACGCUCCAAUCAAGAAGAGAUGCAGGCAGCUGCUACUACUGCACACAUUGUACGGCUCUUGAUUAGGUACCAGGAUAUUUUGUGGACGGUCCCAUCUUUUCUGAUCACUCAAGUGAGAAAAAUGAAUGAGGCAGCAAUUAACAACACGAAGAAGCAACUGAUAUUUGACAAAAGCGUGAGGAAACUUCUCAGAAGGAAAACUUUGGAACGAGAAAGACCUGAAAAAAUAGAGGCUCCCAGUCCUAGGACUUCAAAGACUCUACCAACUUCACCAUCUUCAAGAAGGAAGUCUGAUAUACCUGAAGGAGUUAUAAGAGUACAUGCACCUCUUCAUUCUAAGGUGUCCAUGGCCAUUCAGCUUAAUGGUCAGACCAAAGCCAAAGAUAUCCUGGCUCGAUUUCAUUGUGAGAACAGCCACGAUUCACCUAGUAGUAUUAAGACACAGAACCAAAGUUUAUAUGAAAUCGGAGGCAAUAUAGGGCAGCACUGUUUAGAUCCUGAUGCCUACAUGUUGGAUGUGUAUCAUGUGAACCCUCAUGCAGAAUGGGUGAUAAAACCAAAGACAAGUUGAAACUUGAGGAAAUGCUCUUCUUCUGAGGGAAAGGACUCAAACUUGUAUUUUCUAGGUCAAGAAAGUUCAGAGUACGGUGGAAAACCAAGUGACUGCUUUCGACUUUCUCUGUCCUUCCCAGCCCUCUCAGUUUUGAGACACUUCUCCAAGUCAGAGGGAUAGAUAUCUUCAUUGGUUACCAACCUGCGAACUUUGAGAUAAUCAUCAGUUGUAACCACCUAAGUAAGAAUUUUUUUAUGCCAGUUACUUGACCUACAAAGGAAGGAUGAUGGUACUUUCAAAAAGAGGCCAAUCUGAACAAUGGAAAGUUUCAUCCUUUCCAGGAUUUUGUCUUGAUAAUUAAAGUAAACUUGGAUGCCUGUCUUAUUCAUCUUACAGCCUACCAAAUGUAGCAAACACUACCAAAUACAAGAGACAAGGGGUGGAAAGGGGCUGCCGCGGCAAUUUUGCUAAUAUGCCAAAGCAAGAUUCUUCAUCACCUUUAUAUGUAUAUAAAUAAUAACAACAUAGGGCUGCUUUUCAUAAAAAGAAUAAUGGAAAUGCCCAGGGUAGUUGUGCUGCUUAAAUGCGAUUCUUCUAUCCAAACAAAACUUAUUCUGAAAGUAAAGUAUACAAUAUUUAUGCUCCUGACUCACUCCUCAUUAUUUGGUUAUUUUGAGGAGAAAGAACUACUGUUUAAAACAACCUGUACUGUUUAUGUUGUACUGUAUUGUCAUUCUCAUCAUUCUGAUACCAAUGUGUAUUUUUGUGUGUCUGAACAAAUUGAAUUUUUUUUUUUUUUUGAGCUUUUCAUUUUACAUUAUAGACAUAGUCCCUGAGCAAAGCAUUGUCAGACUUAGGGUGUGUCUAUCCUUUUCUUUCUUCUUUGUAAACAUCAGUGCAUUCUGUUCCCUAAUUACUAUUAUAUUAUUUGAUGAAUGUCUUUCUAUGUGCCAGUCAUUGGGUUCCCCCCCCCAACAUUUCCUUAUCUAUAUUUUAUGACCAUUCUUAAUUUUAUAACCACAGUUUUGAAGAAACAGUAUUGUUUUUAUCCAGGCCUGGGAAAUACAGUUGCCUCUGGGUCUUACAUAAUUAUUAAGGUCAUUUUUCACCUUUGAUCAUCAAUCACAGGCAUGGUUAAGCACAAUUGUUAAAUUAGGCAAUAAAAAUCUAUGUAUGUUGAGUAAGUUGAGUAUCAUAUAUUUUCCAAAUCUGAAAUCAGUCAGAGCAGUUAUUCACCAAUCCUCCUCCUUUAGGAAAGAGCAAAUGCAGUUUAAGAAAUCCUAUAAUAUUGGUUCAUCUUUAGAUCCUUUUGGAUCAAUUAAAGAUGGCUAUAGUUUCAGAAUUGUGAAAAGAUUUCUUGGGAUGCAUUUUGAUCUUAUAUUGUCCCAUUUGCCCCUUCUCCUAUAAACAAACUGUAGGUCAUCUUUCAACCUUUGGUUUGGGAUCAACAGAUAAUGGAUUUGAGAGAUUAUUUUGGAGUUAUAUAUGCCAGAUCCUAGAUCUAAAAGCUUCCUUCUAUUGCAACAAAGCAUUGCCUGGAACUCUGCAAAAGUUUUACUUUUUUUUUUUUUUACAUAGUUUCUCCUUUUAAAUUUCAGGUUUUAUUGUAUUCAUAAUAUCUGCCAACAUUUGUAAUAAAACUUUAAAAUAUACCUGUGUGUUCCUAAAAAAAAAAAAAAAAAGAGUAUCUCGUUUUCCCUAUGUAAAUAGUUGUAUUUUCUGGCAAAAAAAAUGGUUAAUUUGGUAUGUUAUUUUGAAGUAAAAUAUCCCCAAAUCAGAUUCCAAAGAUGUUCGAUUCCACAAUUCGAAAGCAUCCUAAAAUUUUCCUACAAUUGUCAUUGUUCUACUGUUUAAAAUAAGGGAUUUAGGAGAAAGAAUAAUGUUUCUGUCAUCAUCUACUUUUGCAAAGUUUUACAACCCAAAGAUUUAAUCUGAAUCAAUUAUUUCAUUCACUUCUCUUUGCUCAAGAAAAUAUCCAUCUGUCACUAAAAAUUUCUAACUUCUGAGGGAGGGGGAAAAGCCUUCCCUCUAAAUUAUCUCAUUAGCACUAUUGCAUCUGAUUUGAAUGUGUAGUUGUAAAGCUCUAACUAUUGUUAAGAGAGGAUUUUGGUAGUGCAGAUCACAGGUAGCAAGACAGAGGUAAAAUCAAAUUUGGCCCAUUGGACUUGGGUUCAGGUACCCCUGACUCUUGCAUUAAUUAUGUAGCCUUGAUUUAAGUCAAGUUAACUUAAAUCUUGUUACUGAAACUAUAUAAGUUUCAGAGAAGAUGCUGAUUUGCAAUUAGUAGAGUUUCAUCAUCUAGAAAUUCUUUACAUCAGUAGAAUCACAGGUUUUGUGCUCCUCUCCUUAUGUUUAUAUUUCUUAAUUAGUCCUCUAAAAGAGGUAAUUUGCUCAUUUGAUUCUUGGUGACUAAAUCUAUCCUUAAAAAUAGAAUGGACUUUUUUCUGGGACAACAGCUGGAUUGAAGAUCCUUACUUUUGACUCUGAAGAACUCAUCACCUAUAUUAGAAGCACUGUUUUGUCAAUAUAUUUACUAUUCUUUGGCAACCAAGCUGCAAAGCUAAAGGUUUACCUGCUAACAGGAGAUAAUGUUACCUAAAAGGGAAACAUGAUAUUUCUAUAAUUCUGUUUGAAUUUGUAAAUUCCAUUCCCCAGCCACCCCUAACACUUUUAUUAUCUAGGCUCUUGGGGAAUUGCGAGAUAGCCGUGUAAGGUAAUGUUAGAAGAAGGGAAAUGAUUUUAAGAGAACUUGACUCUGAGACUCCAUAGCUGCCUUAAAUGUUUUUCCUUCCUCAUUCUGCAAAAAAUAUAAAAAUAAAAAAAAUGAAGGCUUAUUUUGCUCGCCAAAACACUUUGUUUGGCGUAAUGGUUCUAGGAAUCAAUGACCUUUGAAGCAUACUGGAACCACUCAUUGUCAUUACAAUGUACAUACAAAAUAAACUACCUCACUCGCCUUACUCAGAUAAAAAGCAUAGUGGAUUAUGAUAGCUUUUGUUAUGAAGUGUCCCUGAGUCUUCUUAUUUAAUGUCAACCUUGUUUUGCUUUUGAUAUUCCUAGUUUAAUGAUGCACAAGAAAUGAGCAAAUGCUCUGAAUACCAAAAUAAAAUAUUCUGUGAAUGUCGUGCUCUGAAAGAGUCGGUGCCGAAAACAUAUUCUCUCUGUCAUUAAUCAUUUGUUUCUAGCCAUGUUCAGACAACUGGGAGUGAAUCCCAGGAGUUCAAAUGAGGGAUUAAGAAAAAAAAAUUAUCUUUUCUUCCAGGCAUUUUUCAACUUUUUUUCACAAUGUCUUACUGGGUUGGAAAAUAACAUCAUGCCACUCAUUAAAGCCAAUUGUUUGUAUAUUUCUGACCCACACGAAAGGGAAAUAUGGAUUGUUUGUUACAAUAACUUCCAUUGUAGUUAUAAUAGCAUAUUUGUAAAGUACAUUGUGUACAUUGUAUUUUAACCAUAAAAAUAAAAAAUAAAACUCCAA